Laetiporus sulphureus 93-53 is the source of this 1186-nucleotide messenger RNA. RefSeq lists its product as uncharacterized. The record is from RefSeq and is a predicted model, not a curated record. Gene Ontology annotation, molecular function: DNA-binding transcription factor activity, RNA polymerase II-specific; RNA polymerase II cis-regulatory region sequence-specific DNA binding. Gene Ontology annotation, biological process: regulation of transcription by RNA polymerase II. Lineage: Eukaryota; Fungi; Basidiomycota; Agaricomycetes; Polyporales; Laetiporaceae. Gene Ontology annotation, cellular component: nucleus. The transcript has 4 exons. Bases 1 to 1083 code for a protein of 360 amino acids.
AUGGCGCGCAGCGUGUACAGCCCCUCUCCCUCGCCUAGCCUCGAAUCCGACAACCUGUCCGACUCUUCUGGCAUCGAUGACCUCUACGCCACAUCCACAGGCGCUGGUGAACCCGCUGCUGCCGCCGAUGAUGCCCUCGCUGCUGGCCCGUCCGGUCUGAGUGUACCUAUCGAACCUACAGCGCCCGGGCUGGCUCCCGCAGCCCCGUUUCCAUACCCAUAUGGCUACCCAAUCCCCGAGCAGGACGACGAGCCCGAUGUCGACACGAUGACGUGCCUGUGGGAGGACUGCGGUAAGGUGUACAACCACCUCCCGACGCUCAUCGAGCACAUCCACAAUGAUCACAUCGGCGUGCAUAAGAGCAACUAUACGUGCGAGUGGUCAACCUGCUCGCGUCGCGGGAUCGCGCAGACAUCGCGGUUUGCGCUCAUCUCGCAUAUCCGGUCGCACACUGGCGAGAAGCCGUUUACGUGUCCGAGGCCUGAAUGCGACAAGUCGUUUACGCGCUCGGACGCGCUCGCAAAGCACAUGCGUAUCCAGCACAACAUUUCGCCGCCGCUCCCUGGGCGCGGCGGGAACCGCAAGCGAAAGCGCGAAGAGAGCGAGACUAACACUGUGGUGAGUGGGCGCCCGCCAACACCGCCGUCGUACGGGUACAGCACGUUCAAGGUCGAGCCGACGGGACAUAAAGACGAGCAAGAGGAAGCUGCUGAACCGCAUGACCCGUUUCGGGACAUCACGCCUGAGUAUGGCGGGUUCGACGAGGAGGACCAGAUCCCACAGCACCUGCUAAAGCUGAUGGACCCGGCGACCGGGCUGAUUAUGGGCAGGACGCACGCACAAGUGAGGUACAUCCUGAUGAAGGCAAAGCACAGGUGGGUGCUGGAGCAGCAUGAGGCGCUGGUGGAGGAGUUGAGGGUGUUGCGGUACGAGGAGAAGUGCUGGAAGGAACGCAAGGACGCGUUGAUGGACGAGCUGUUGAGGAUUCAUUUCGGGCCACAGGCAGAAGAGCUGGCCACCCCGCUGGUCAUGGCCGCACAGAACCACUACGUGUAUGUGCCUGGCGGCGACGAGGGGCAGUAGUGGCGGCGGAGUUUGUAGAGUAGCGAGCUAACUGUAAGCGUGGGAGGAGUGCGUGCAAAAAACUUUGUUAUUGUUUGCCCCUGUUUUGUCGUUAUAAGGGCAG